This is a messenger RNA of Monascus purpureus, 2510 nucleotides long. Lineage: Eukaryota; Fungi; Ascomycota; Eurotiomycetes; Eurotiales; Aspergillaceae. The record is from the annotation of a GenBank genome assembly.
GUUAAUGCACUUGAGACUUAGUACUGCUAUCCUAUAGAAUGCGUAUUGGAAGAGAAUCCACCCUUAUGACUGCCAGUGCACGCCACAACCCGAUGUCUCCGACGAUGGAUACGCCAUUGGCUUCACCGCCCGCCUGAAGACAAGAGUGGAGGCAUCAAGUCUUAAAACCACUUCCUAGGAAAACAGUCAUCACGCUGAGGUUCGAGAGAGACUGAUGUGAAUCCUCAACAACAUCUGAUAAAAGGAAAAAAUUAUAUUAAAAUCCCCAGACUGCCUUCUGCGUUCUUUCCUUCCAGACUUUCGCCACUGAACGCUUUUGCGAACGAGCGCGAGAAACCCGUCUAUUAUGGGUCGUUCCAGCAAGACCAAGGCGCGCCCCAGACGGCAGGUUAAUUUGAAAGCCAAUAUAGGACCAGAUGCAUAUGAAUUUACAAUGCAGCAAGAAGCGCGGAACACUGAAGGGCGUAAUCGAAACUGGUCAACAUCCCAGCUUCGACAUAAAGCUAUCAAAUUCGUUGGUGCGAACCGUCUGCCUUCAGAUAAACCCAAUGACAGCUGCGAGCAGCGGAAUGUGAUGUGCAAAGAGAGAGACACCGUGGAUAGGGAAGACGUGUCUGACAACCCUCUUUCUCCUGACGUAUCAGCCGAGAAUGGCACACAACCCAAAAUACCAGGCCCUGCUUCUCGGUUAUGCUCGCCUAGUAUUGAAGAGUCCAGCGAUGACGAAAUAAUAUUGUUUCAAGGACGGAAUCAACAUAAAAAUUCCACGCCUUUCUUUCGUGGACAGUCCAAGCCAGUCGGACGUGAAUCGAUGAGUGCUCUUAACCACCACCGGGACCUAAAAUCGGGAACAGGAGCAGGACCCGAGGGUCCUGCAAGGUCUUGCCUCGAUGUCGCAGACACAACUGGCUCGCCGUCAUCCAAUCUUCAUAUGUCAAAUCUUCGGUCACAAUUGAGCCACUCGACAUCCAUGAAUGACGAUGAAGAUAAGGCUGAUGCGGAUUAUAUAGUUUUUCGACCGACCUCUAUCGGUAGACGAAAGCAAAGUAUCCUGUCUGGAGAUGAUGUUGAUAUCUUGGCUGACUAUAUAGAGAAUAUCGACAAGGACUAUACGGAAUAUGCCACCCUAUCCGUGAAAUUCGCGGAGUCGGAGGAUGCCAAGGCCAGGCAACCUGAGACACGGUCACUGCCGCUAACCUCUGGUGAUUCUUCGAAUGCGGAUUAUCCUGACUCGAUACAGGUAAACAAUACCGAGCAGCAAACCGAUCAGCCAUACAACGGAUCCUGUGGAGAUUGGACAAGCCAGCUGGGCGAGCUCGAUAACUACUUGGAUUCGACUACAGACUUCGAUGAUAUUUUUCUCUCCAAUAUCGAAGUAGAUUUACAGAAUCUGGGGGAUUCGGAAUGCGAAGAGAAAGCGGAAUCUUCGGAUCGCCGCAGACAAGCCCGUGGCAAGUCAUGGAAAUUGCGGAAUGGAACUUAUUCAUCAGCGUUGUCUUUCGCAGACGCGCUGGAAUGCGACCCUUACUAUGGGCUCGAUAUCAUGGACUUUAACCGAGCUAGUCUUCGAAAGAAAACCAAGGGGAAGGAGUCUCCAUCUGACUUCGCUAUUUCCGACAGCGAGCUAGAAUUGGAAUUGAAGAAGGCAUGGCAAAAUGAUCGCAACAAGAAAAGGUCCAAGAAAAAGGAGAGGAACGAGCUUCGCUUGCAAGGGCUGCUAGGCCGAAGGUGCUCCAAUCCAGACCUCAAGUCUAAAUACCCCGAUGGCAUGAGGGUUGAAGACUUGAAGUUAGAAUUACGGGUGUUCCUUCUAUCAUCAAAAGAUAGGCAAGUCCACAACAGGGCGCGAUAGGCCAAUUGAUCACGCUGACCUCUCCCAGUUUGACCCUGCCUCCCAUGGAUAAGCAACGCAGAAAACUAGUCCAUGAUUUAGCAAAUGCCUUGUCCCUCAAAUCGCAAUCACGUGGAAAUGGGCGUUCUAGGUUUCCGGUUCUUUACAGAACGGCUCGCACUCCCAAGUAUACUUCAAAAACAGUAUCGCAUAUUGAGAAAAUAUUUUCAGGGUCGAAGUUCAUUCGUCAUGCUGCCAAGUCAUGGGAAAACCAGACCUCAAGCAAGUCUGUCAAGGCUCGUGGUGGUCGUGGUGGUCAUCCCGGAGCAUCCGUUUCAUAUACAGAUGGUGAUAUCGUCGGUGCAUCUGCUCCAGAAAUUGGCGCAGAAAAUAAAGGGCGUGCAAUGCUGGAGAAAAUGGGCUGGAGUACAGGAACUGCUCUUGGUGCCAUUAACAAUAAAGGCAUCCUACAGCCUGUGGCGCAUGUGGUGAAAAACACCAGGAUAGGUUUGGGAUGAGACCAUAGCAGAGUCUUGGCCUGUUCUUCCUUUCCAAAAGAAAUUAAAUCAAAUAAAAAUAAAACCCCACAUUCUGGGAAUUUUGGAAUAUUUCAUCUACUGAUGAUUUAGAUGUUUAAAGAAGCCCAUAUGACCCAUAUAAGUUUGACCCUGUGCAGAUC